AUUUCCCGCAGAUUAGGCUGUAAUAAGAUUCAUGAUUACAGUAGAAGAGAAAAGAAUUAGGAACUACAGAUUGGAAGCCACUAGUUGUUGGCUGGCUGGAGGAGAGGAGAGAUGAAUGAAUGUAGAAAGGAUUGUACUGAUGAAGACAGUUCUUCUGUGUGUUAUUCUUCAACCAGCGAUUGUGAUUCGGAACCGGACGUUCCCGGACAGUCUCAUGAUAAGAUAUUCUCCGUACAGCAAACUAGUGGAUAUAAUGAGGGCCAACUUAAAUUGACCUUCUCAAUGAAAGAAAGUAAAGGCGAUGAUGUAGAACAAGAGAGUAAUAUAUUGUUUACUUCCCCUCAGACUACAGUUAAUCCACCUGUUAUUGUCAGUGCUCUACCAGUGCUAAAUCCUGAAGUCCACGUUCCUGUUAGAAAUGAAGUCACGAUUCCACCCAUGGAUCAGAAUUCAUUGAAAGGAAAAACUCAGAGUAGAAAUGUAUUUGAUAGCAGUGCUAAUUGGUUGUGUCCUACUAGUUCAGGAUCCAGUCAGGAUACACGACUACCUUCAACAUCAUCAUCCAAGCCUUACCAACUAGCCAGUUAUAAACAAACUAAACAUCGUGAUAACUCAAACGCUAAAAGUGGUUCCGAAUCAGACCGUGAAUAUUCAGGAGAUUGUGCCACAGAUACGGAAUCCACCUCGACUAAAAUCAGUGAUAUAUUUCUCGCACCAGGAUCUAAUCGGAGUUAUUUUUCUACGGAUGAGGAUGUUGACGAUCGUUCACGUUUAUCAAAACAUCGUCGUCAUUUAGACGGCGCUGAACAACUGUUAAAAUUGGAUAGCAUGCCUAAUGUGUCUCCUGAUAGUGGAAUACAAUCUAUAGGCGGGUCCCCAUCUGGUAACGAUUCUCCAGAAUCAGUUUCGCACGGAGAUACUGGAAUUAAUGUUAUUCAUGAAACACAAAUAGAAUGUCGUACAGAUAUUAACAUCAAUAAAACAGUGUCUAAUUACGUUCAAGAAGUGCGGAAAGUUUCUCUGGCGUCUGAAUCAGAUCUAUCUAUGAAAUAUUCAGAACCUGUUCAAACUAUGUCUCCUAUAAAAUCAACGACGACAGUGACAACAAGUUGUAAUGUUGAGGAUAAAAAGGUAACAAGUUCUAGUAAGAGUUGUGAAAAAAGACAUUCUGAGAAAUGUCAAGGAGAUGUGUCGCGUCCGAGUGUCGGUCGUCCUCCGAAACGAAAAAAGUUUGAAUAUCUCAGUAAAUAUAAAAAAAGUACUUUAUACUCCAACGUGGAUAGUUCAACAUCAUUGAUAAACGUACAGACAGAUAUCAAUAGAAAUAUGUUCCCUGAACCCUCUCCUUUACGGAACGAUGUUUUUGAUGGACCUAGUACAUCAACUGGUCCGUUGAAUAACGAUUCAGUGUCGAACUCACCCGUUAAAAAACGUGGUCCAGGUAGACCGAAAGGUUCGCGGAAUAAAUUUCCAUCAAAGAAAAAAAUUCAUUCAGUGUUAAAAGUGAAAGGUUCUCAAAAAACAAAAGUGAAGGGAAAACCAGGUCGGAAAAAGAAAAUAUUCGGGAAUAAUUUACAAGCUGGAAAUAUGUUGGGACAAAAUGGUGAAAUAAAGAUAAAACGUGGGCCAGGGCGACCCCGUAAAAACCCAUUACCCCCACCCACAUUGGGUUCUCCCAAUCAGCAAGAUAAAAGACUUGCUUCUGAUUCAGAGUUCUCUUCUCUAAUACAAAGUGUAACAAAUAAUAUUCAGAAACAGUUCGAUACUCGCCGUGAGUUUUCCUUCGGUACUAGUGCUAAAAAUUUGCAUAACUUUAAAUCACAAUCCAGUCCUUCCAAGUCUCCCUCAAAACCAACAUCAAAAGUGCGGAAACCAAAACUCCAUGUCAUGAUGAGACAUAAAAAGCGAAAAAGAAAAAAGAAAUUCGCGAAACAAAGUAUGGGAGGUUUUGGAGGUUUCCCUGCUAAAAACACGAACUCAUCUUUUGCGAAAAUCAAACCUGCACGUAUGGCAAAACCAUUAUCAUUGUCCUCAUCAUUUUUAUCUUUUACUACCCCAGCUAGUUCUAGUUCUAGCACAAUUAAACCAGCUUUAUUUGACUCUAUGAAAUUCAGGGCUCCCGUUUCCGACACCAUCGUUGAGCCAAGUCCCACAAAUGUGUUCUCAUUUGCAUAUCAAAAUCAGGACUGUGAAUCGAAAAAGAAGCGAAAUAAAAAACUGUUAUAUUUUCGAUCAAAGCAUAAGAAUAUCAUCGAUCCUGUUUUAAAUGCAAAUUAUUAUGAGAUGAUGAAUUCGAUGGAGAAACUUGCCAUCUCGGAAAAACCUGAAGAGAAUUAUAUUCGCGUUCGUCCGGGAGAAGUUUUACUCCCAAGUAUUUUCAGACUUACAAAAAUUAACGUUAAAAAGAAAAAGAAGGAGAAAGUGGUUGUUGAAAAACCAAAGAAAACCAAAAUACCCAAAGAACUUUAUGAGCCUUUAUUAAUGAAAGAGAAAGGCAAGCCAGGGAGAAAGAAAUCCACAAGUAUAUCUGAAGAGAUUCCAACUGUUUUAGAAGAUCACACUCAUGAUAUACAAGCAGCCAUACAUCAGCAAUGUUUACCACCAAAGAAAAGACAUAAAAUGACAAUGUACACAAAUUCCUCACCCCCCUUGCCGUCAACUAAAGAUAGCAGUCCGGGGACAGGAGUUACCCCUACCCCAGAAAAACGAAAAGUUGGGCGUCCUAGAAAAUACCCUCUACCUACACCAAAACCAAAGGAAUCACCUUCAACAAAUACAACAGGUGGCCCAGAAAGUGCUAAAACAAAAAUCCUUUCUACUAAAUGA
This is a messenger RNA of Lottia gigantea (owl limpet), 2826 nucleotides long. RefSeq lists its product as hypothetical. NCBI's taxonomy places the organism in Eukaryota, Metazoa, Mollusca, Gastropoda, Lottiidae. The coding region runs from base 112 to 2826 and encodes 904 amino acids. The record is from RefSeq and is a predicted model, not a curated record. The transcript is spliced from 4 exons. Gene Ontology annotation, molecular function: DNA binding.